CACCUGACGUUGUCGUCACAAACUCGUCGAUGAUCACCACCUCCCCUCUCGCCGAGCAACUCUCUUCCAGAAUUCUUCCCUGCUCUUCCCUCUGCGUUUUUGUCUUUUCGCGCUGCAAGUGAACCUCGGAUCGAAGCGGAAGCGUGCGCUUUUGCUUUCGCCAGCGGUUGGCGGAUGGCUCCAAGAGCAUUUUCUAAUCUAUACCCGGCCGCAACUACACGCACACACACACACGCACACACACGCACGCACACGCACGCACACACACGCACACACACACACACACACAGCGCGCACACACACACGCGCGCGUAGGACGUGAGUGUGCGCAAGGGUAAGUCCGUGCGCCAUAGGCGAGCAAACAAACAUGGACGAGCUGGUGCUGAGACUCGCUUUGGUCGCUGUGCUAUCCUCUGGUGCUUUCGGUGACACCACGGCACCUCAAUCGGGUUUUUCAAGCGGGGUCACGUUCAGUCGGCACCCGAGCAACCAGACGGUCUCUCAGGGCAAUGCCGUCCGUCUGGGCUGCGCCGUGGAUGGUGUGGAGGAGCCGGACGUGGUUUGGAUGAAGGACGGCGCUCGGCUCCUCAGCAGCGACCAGAUGUUCAUUGCCCUCGGUGAGAAACACUGGGAGACCUACCACAGUGCGAAGUCGGUCCAGCAGCAGGAUGCGGGUCAGUACUGGUGCGAGGUGGAGUUCAGCGGUCAGACAUUGUCGUCGGAACGAGGCUGGAUCACAGUCGAAGGUGUCCCCUACUUUGUUCAAGAGCCUCAGGAUGUGGCCACGCUCCCCGGCGAGCCCUUCAACCUGACCUGCGGUGCUGUCGGGCCACCCGAGCCCGUGGAAGUUCUGUGGUGGCUGGGAGGCGUCCAAGAGGGAGGCGCCACUCCGUCCCCCUCCAUCCUUCGGGUCCUGGGUGUCAACAACACGCUCAAGUUCUACUGCGAGGCCCGUAAUUCCCGGGGGAUCUCCGUUUCCAGAACCGGAAUGGUCAACAUCAAAGUGUUGCCGGCAGCUCCCGCCGGACUCGAGGUUGCCAAGAUGGGUCAGAGCGAUGCCUUGUUGUCAUGGCAACCAGGAUUCAAAGGUCACUCUGAGUUGUCCGCCUGCAUUGUUCAGCUCCAACGGUUGACUCUCGGCCGUGUCGUCAUGCCCGAGUGGUCGGUGGCCGUCCCUCCUCACAGUCACGUCCUGACCGGUCUGACCCACCACUCAAACUACAGCGCACGUGUCUCCUGUCUCAACGAGGUGGGGCCGUCACCCUUCUCCCCCUGGACGCACUUCCUCACGUCCGAGUCAGUACCCUCCGUGGCCCCUGGGAACUUGACCUUUAAGUUGUCGGAACGGCAGCUGAGCCUCAGGUGGGCGGAGCUUCGGGAGGAGGAGCUUCAGGGACAGCUGCUAGCCUACAAGCUGCAAUGGAUCCUGGGAGGGGAGCGACAGGAGCCGCUCCUGUUCAAGGAGCCCAGGGCCAGGCUUACAGGCGGCGGUCGCCUCUUCAACGCGUCCGUCCAGGUGUCGGCCUGCACAGCUGCGGGAUGCGGACCCUGGAGCCCGCCCGUUGUGGUCCUGCCCACUUUGGGUGCCUUUGAGCAUGCAGACGGCUGGGCAGUGUCCGCAAGCGCCCCCACGGAGCGGAACCACAUCUGGGUGGGCGUCCUGUUCGCCCUUCUGGCGCUGACAGUCUUGGCGCUGCUUUUUUCAGUCUUUGCUCGGCGACGCAGGAAGGAAACGCAAUUUGGUUGGGUUUUCUCCCCCACCGGCACUGACACGCCGGUCUCCUUCACGGCUCCUCGCUCCUUCAACCGAAACGCCGGCGACAUGCAAGUUUCAACAUUGGAUAGUCUGGGUAUUAGCGAGGAGCUCAACAACAAACUGAAGGACGUUCUUAUCCCAGAGAGGCUGCUUGUACUCGGCCACAUGCUGGGCAAAGGUGAGUUUGGCUCGGUGCGUGAGGCCUUCCUGAAGAAAGACGACUGCCAGGUCCAGAAGGUAGCAGUCAAGGUUCUGAGAGCUGACAUCACCGCGUCAGGUGACAUCGAGCAGUGCCUGAAGGAGGCGGCCUACAUGAAGGACUUCCACCACCCCAACGUCAUCCAGCUCAUUGGAGUAAGUUUGCAGCGGCGUCAUGCUCAGCGUUUGCCCGUCCCAAUGGUGGUCUUGCCCUUCAUGAAGCAUGGAGACCUGCACACAUUCCUGCUCCUGUCCAGGCUCGGUGACCAGCCCUUUGACUUGUCGGCGCACAUGCUGGUUCAGUUCACGUUGGACGUGGCGAGGGGGAUGGAAUACCUGAGCGGUCAUAAUAUCAUCCACAGAGAUCUGGCGGCCCGGAACUGCAUACUGGAUGAGAACAUGGUUGUGUGCGUCGCAGACUUUGGUCUCUCCAAGAAGAUCUACUCAGGAGACUAUUACCGGCAGGGAUCCGUCUCCAAGCUCCCCGUCAAGUGGAUCGCGUUGGAAAGCUUGGCCGACAACGUCUACACCACGCAGAGCGACGUGUGGGCCUUUGGCGUCACCAUGUGGGAAGUGAUGACCCGCGGCCAGAUGCCGUAUCCCGGCGUGGAGAACUCUGAGAUCUACGAGUACCUGAUACGAGGAGAGCGCCUCAAGAAACCUGCCGAGUGCAGACAAGACAUUUACGACGUGAUGCACAGCUGUUGGAGUCCAGUCCCCAAAUGUCGGCCAACGUUCCAACGUCUGGUGGUAUUGCUGGAGGAGCUGUGGCUUAGUUUUUCACCCGGCGUCCCGUGCAAGGAGUCCUUACAUUACGUCAACGUGAAGGGAGAAGGCCAAGAGGGCAGGGGGGCCAGCGGGGCAGACGGCGCACGAGAGGUUGACGGCUUGAGCGUCCCCUGGAAGCGGGACGCUAAGGACGAGGAGCAGGACUGGCUGAUGGUGGCGUCUGGGGCCGCGCUGGCUAUCGGAGGCAGCGCAGACUACAGGUACAUUGUGGACCCCUGUGGAGGGGGGCAGGGGCCAGGCGUGGACAAUCUGGAAGAGGACGACGACGCCGUUGUUCACGUAUGAACUGACCGAAUGGGACUCGAGACACGUAGCGAACACUUGAGUUUUGCACACUUUCUUUGGCACUUUUUUACUUGCUUGUUAAUUUGAAUGAAUGAGACUCGUUAAAAACUUUAAUUUCUAACAGCUUCGUAUGCAGGGUUACUGACGUCAAACACAACAAAACCAGGCCGAUGAUUUGCAGUGCUAAGCUCGUCGUUGACGUCAAGUGAGGCCAGCGGUGGCUUAACGAGGCUGCGUUUGUCGCCACUUUUAAAGAACCUACUCUCCCCUGCGACGUGCUAGCUUUCCAACUUUUAGCUCUCUGAGAGGUUUUUAAUAGAGCUACAAUCUAAAGGCCGUCUUAAUUGACAAGAUUUUCUUUUCAGUUUGCUUUGAUUGUGUGUACUAGUUGACAGUCAACCUCUCUCAUGUGCUGAUUUGCAGAAAUGUUUAUAGACGACAAAAUAGUUUGCUGCUGUGCACAUUGGUGCUGUGCACAAUGCACUCACUCGUUCCAUUGGGCAAUUUGUGGACCCAGAUGAGAUGAUGCAACAUCAACGGAACUGCCAUUUUGUUGUUAGCGCUAGUCCUCACAGUUACAGUUACAGACUAGCUUGCGGGGGAAAUGGCAGUUGGGGAGAAAACCUGCUUCGUAGUAAGAAAGCCGAUUUCCUACUAGUCAGAGGAGGAUAACACAAAGGUAUCCAUGAUCAAGCAAGGACACAAGCACCAGUUAACUUUGCGCUAAAAAAUACGGAUUAACGUUGGACCAAAAUAACUAGUUCAGGAAAUUGAUCGAUGGGAUCUGCUAUUGGCCAGUGUAUGGCGAGGGGAUUAUAGAGAUUAAAUUAUUUAGGGUGA
Messenger RNA from Syngnathus typhle (broad-nosed pipefish), 3868 nucleotides. RefSeq names its product TYRO3 protein tyrosine kinase (gene tyro3). Gene Ontology annotation, cellular component: signaling receptor complex. Bases 368 to 3028 code for a protein of 886 amino acids. The transcript is spliced from 19 exons. Gene Ontology annotation, molecular function: protein binding; ATP binding; transmembrane receptor protein tyrosine kinase activity. The record is from RefSeq and is a predicted model, not a curated record. Gene Ontology annotation, biological process: cell surface receptor protein tyrosine kinase signaling pathway; phagocytosis; nervous system development. Lineage: Eukaryota; Metazoa; Chordata; Actinopteri; Syngnathiformes; Syngnathidae.